UAGUACAUUAACUGUUUGAGUGUGACAGAGUUAAAACAAUACUAAUUUCAUCAGAAUGAAUCGUUGGUUAAAUCGUGUGGCUGUCGUGACGGGUUCCAGUUCUGGAAUUGGUGCUGCCGUCUGCAAGGAUUUGGUUGCUAAAGGCAUGGUUGUUGUGGGACUGGCACGUCGUGAGGAUCGUCUGCAGGAACUCAAGUCUGAACUGCCAGCGGAUCAGGCAGCUCGCUUCCAUGCCCGUAAGUGUGAUGUGAGCGAUGAGAAGCAAGUGAUCGACACCUUUGCUUGGGUGGAUCAGACACUCGGUGGUGCCGAUGUGUUGGUCAACAAUGCUGGCAAGCUGGCAUACAUCAACGUCCUCGACCAGGGAAAUAGCAGCGAUCUGCGUUCCACACUUGAUAUCAAUGUGCUGGGCGUGUCUUGGUGCACGCGAGAGGCGUUCCAAUCGAUGGAACGUCGCAAGAUUAACGACGGUCACAUUGUCAUCGUGAACAGUAUCCUCGGUCAUCGGGUGCCCAAUGUGGGCAUGAGUCUGAAUAUGUAUGCGCCUUCCAAGCAUGCCAUCACUGCCUUGACUGAGGUGUUGCGGCAAGAAUUCCUGGCCAAGGGAACACACAUUAAGAUCACUAGUGUUAGUCCUGGCGCUGUUGAUACGGAAAUUAUUGAUAAGACAAAGAUUCCAGCUGGCUUGGAGUUUCCAAUGCUGCGUUCCGAGGAUGUGGCCGAUGCCAUCACAUAUUGCAUUUCAACACCGCCAAAUGUGCAGAUUCACGAGCUGACUAUUAAGCCCAUUGGGGAGAAAGAUUAAAAGCAAUCUCGAAAGUUCUUUGGCCGAAUUUAUGCUUGUAUGUUACGUUUGCCAGUUUAAUUUAUAAUCAUUACUAUUUUGAUUAAAAAGGUACCAUUUAUCCUAAAA
Molecule: messenger RNA, 913 nt
Organism: Drosophila albomicans
Lineage: Eukaryota; Metazoa; Arthropoda; Insecta; Diptera; Drosophilidae
Product: farnesol dehydrogenase-like
Exons: 2
Coding region: 56-805 (249 amino acids)
Source: RefSeq, a predicted model, not a curated record